Penicillium canescens is the source of this 3915-nucleotide messenger RNA. Its product is annotated as HECT domain protein. The transcript is spliced from 3 exons. Gene Ontology annotation, molecular function: ubiquitin-protein transferase activity. The record is from RefSeq and is a predicted model, not a curated record. Bases 1 to 3915 code for a protein of 1304 amino acids. NCBI's taxonomy places the organism in Eukaryota, Fungi, Ascomycota, Eurotiomycetes, Eurotiales, Aspergillaceae.
AUGACCAGGCUCCGAGGGGCUUCUAUUGACGACCCUGACAUCGCGCGGUCUGCCGGCGGUCAUGGACGAGCUCAAAUCUAUCAGUCAAAACUACCACCAAAUGCGCCCGAGCCUAUUGUACAGAACACCAUUGAAGUAUCGGACUCGUCGAGGGUACUACAAAGGUAUCGCGAUGAGCGAAGACGGGGAUUUAAUGGGUUGGUGAGAAGAUAUAAAGCCCAACUAUUACAUGGUUGUGAGGACCCCGGAUGUCAGACCCCUACCUGCGCCAGUCGUCGCCGAAGAAUCAGCGAAGGACCGUAUCGCCGCUACACCGAACUGAGUGCGCGAACCCUGGCCUGCUACCUCGCUAGUCUUGAUGAUGCAGAGAGUGGUCUAUGUCGGAACACACCUAAACUUCCGCCGGAAUUAAAAGCCGAAGACUACCACCGUAUUUCCUUACGCCGAACACGUACACUCGAAGCACAGAAAGCAGCGGCUCGCAAAUCCCCCAAACCGGAAAAGAAGGUCGACGAGGAGGAGUUACCUGGCAGUGCUGUUGUUUCCCACGAGGCAAACGUUGCGAAUGAAGCAGAUACAUCUCAGGUCCGGGGCACCAGCUACAUUCGUGACCUCGACCAUACGGCGGAACAACAACUAAAAGACCCAAAGUCAUUCACUCAAAACCUCUUCGAUACGAUAUCAUUGCGCAUGGUUGAAUGGCUUCCCCUUCGUCGAGCACCAGAUUCCAUUGAAGCCAAGCCUAUUCCAACCUCACAAACCACGAAUAUAUCAUCUGGCAAGAAUCACGGCCACGAGAAAGUCUCAGGCGGGCUUCGAAAAGCCCAGGGGCGAUCCGUCGCUACAAAGCAAACUCAACCUCGUACUCCGUCAUCACGAAAAUCACAACCUGCAGUGGAGCUCAAGUUUCCAAAUCAACGUGUCAAACGACGACCUGUCCCUGAAGUUGACCAUUGGCGUCAAAGUCCACGAUCAAGCCUUGAAGACAAACGGAAACCGGAAUUCAAUCUCAAACUACCAGCACUACCUGCAAGUGAAUUUCCCAGCCUGCCCUCUCCACCAGCAUUAAAACACAGGCCCCAAAAGCAUCGGGGAAGGAUCGAAGAAUUAGGACCCAUUCCUAAGGAACGUCGCAAAACUCAACGACGUGUCUCUUGGGAUAGUGAGAAGAUUUUGCAUCACGUCUCUGAGAAGGCCACAGUGAACACUGAGCUUCUCCCUCUGUUGCCAGCCGAUGCUCAGUCACCUAGUGAGCGUAAAGCAAAACACGGCCAUGUUGAUCACUUACCAGAUCAGGCGCCAUUGGCUCAAACAGUGACCCAUUUCACCCCAGAAAUCAUAGAUGGCCUGUCACAAGUCAUGAUCGGAUCUGAAGAGGAUGCUGAGUGUUGGAAAGAGGAACUUGAUCGCAUGCAAUCAGCGGGAAGCUUUGAGCCACCUGACUGGCGAUUUGCGACCCUCAAGCAACGUGAAGCUUUUCCUUUCGUUGCUCAAAGUACAUUUUUCGUGCUAAGUAGCCCUCGUCAAAUCCUGUGCUCCUUUGGCAAAGAACAAACAGACGUUCUCGUGGCAAAUCGUCUUGAUAUGGCGUGCUUGCACACAUCGCUGCAGCGCCUGUUUUCUCUCUGCCCAUGGGAUAUUGCAUUGCAUAGCCUAUGGAGUAGCUUGGAUAGGCUAUUUGUGCCACCAGAUGGAUUCACUUCUGGCCGGCCAUCGCGCCGUUCAUCUCGGAGUUCGACAAUGACUGGACCGGCGCCUCCAGUUGUUCCACGGCGGUUGUCUGAAUCUGCCGAAGAGCAUUUAUCUGACUCUGAUGCAGCCUAUAUUGCUACUAUUGUGUUAUUCGCCUUGGUCAGCUCAGUUCCAAAGAUCGACCUGGGAGCUUGGCGCGCAGUUGUUCAGAUGCGUUCCUCUGGCUUUGUUGCCUCCUUAUCGGACAUGCGCAAGCUGCCUGUUGAGUCUGCCCAGCAAGCGGUUGAGGUGACAGACAGAUUCGAACAUGAGCUAGGUCUUCGCUUGAUCAAUCGUCUUGUGCGUGCUCUCACUGCGCGCAUAGCCUACCAUGAAAUUUCCAAAGCGCGACAAGUGUAUAGCUUGGACUUUCCCAAACAGCGGAAGGUUAGCGUUCUGGAUCGCGUGGUGGACUAUCUCAGUGAACACCACAGCUCUCGGGAUGUUGAAACAGGAUCAAUAAACCCCUCGUCCCUCAUUGUUGAAUGGCUUCGGACGCUCUUUUUACGCGAGUGGGAUGGCAACCCAGAUAUGGCUCGUAGUAGUCCGGCUGGUGGGGCUGUGCAGAUCCUAGCCUCGAUGUAUAAGCAGCGAAACCGACUCGGUCUGUCUGCUGAAGAAUUCCACACACCCCUUCUCGCAGAGCGGCUGGACCCCUUGGAGAUGCCUGUGGCGUGGGUUGGAGGGCUUUCAAACAACCGAACAAUGCAUCUACUCUCAUACUCCUUCCUCUUCCCUCCUUCUUCACUUGUCAUCUAUUUCCGUUCCUUGAACUAUUCUGCCAUGGCUAAAAGCUACGAGGCUGCCAUGACCACGACGAGACAUGUCACACAAACUGCCUUUGGAGCUAUCCAGAUUACAGAGGAUCUUGGCCUUCUCACUCGCAUGAAAACAUCCAUGUCAACGUACCUUGUUCUCGUCGUUCGACGAGACAACAUUCUCUCAGAUGCCCUGAGCCAGUUAUGGCGGCGGGAAAAACGAGAAUUGAUGCGACCGCUGAAGGUACAAAUGGGCAUGGACGAAGGAGAAGAAGGCCUUGAUCACGGUGGUGUCCAGCAGGAAUUCUUCCGUGUGCUGAUGGGCGAAGCCCUGGAUCCAUCCUACGGCAUGUUCACAGUUGAUACCCGACACCGCGUGUCUUGGUUCCAGCCUUGCGCGUUGGAACCUUUGUACAAGUUUGAACUCAUCGGUCUGUUGAUGUCUAUUGCCAUUUACAACGGCCUCACCUUGCCUGUCAAUUUCCCACUUGCAUUUUACCGCAAGCUUUUAGGACUCAAGGUGAAGCAUUUGGAACACAUCCGUGAUGGAUGGCCUGAGCUGUCUCAGGGUCUGGAUACCUUGUUGACAUGGAAGGAUGGCGACGUUGGCGACGUUUUUACACGGACAUACGAAUUCAGCUGCGAGGUCUUCGGUCGGAUUGAGACAAUCGACAUGCAAAAUGUUGACCGUGAUGCUUCGUGGCCUAUCUCUAGCAAAAUUGCUGAACGUGGCUCUACUGCUGGAUCUAGCGCUUGGAUGGAUGUCCCGAGUUAUUGUCAGCCUACUCCGGCGAGUCCGCAGUCUUCCAUGGCAGUGGAAACCGACACCACAUCGAGGUAUGGCUCGGAUGGUAUUGCCAAAUCAGUGUCUGAGUCUUCACUGCACUCUAUUCCAGUUGAAGAGGCUGCCCUUGUAACCAACCAAAACCGACACCAGUUUGUCAAGGACUAUAUCUUCUGGCUUACGGAUAAAUCGAUCAGGCCACAGUUUGAAGCGUUCCAAAGAGGUUUCAACACAUGCCUGGACCGGUCGGCCCUGUCAAUCUUCACUCCUGAAGCCCUCAAGACUGUGGUUGAAGGUAUCCAGUCAAUUGACGUGAAGGAACUCGAGAACCACGCUCGUUACGAGGGUGGAUUCGGUCCUGAUCAUCGUGUCAUUCGUGACUUCUGGAGUGUCGUCCAGGAAUACCCCAAUGAGAAAAGAGCUCAGUUGCUCGAAUUUGUCACUGCUAGUGAUCGAGUUCCUGUCAAUGGGAUCUCUAGUAUUAUGUUUGUGAUCCAGAAGAACGGUGUCGGCGAUUUACGUCUUCCUACCAGCUUGACGUGCUUCGGGCGCUUGCUUCUACCCGAAUACUCAUCGAGGAAGGCAUUGGCAGAGAAACUUGACAAGGCACUUGAAAACGCCCAGGGAUUCGGCGUUGCAUAA